Messenger RNA from Cladophialophora bantiana CBS 173.52, 1761 nucleotides. RefSeq lists its product as uncharacterized. Lineage: Eukaryota; Fungi; Ascomycota; Eurotiomycetes; Chaetothyriales; Herpotrichiellaceae. The record is from RefSeq and is a predicted model, not a curated record. The transcript has 17 exons. The coding region runs from base 1 to 1761 and encodes 586 amino acids.
AUGUCCCCCCUUCUAUUAUUCCUACCGCUCUCUGUUCUUUUGCCAGUCUUAGCUGGAGCCACCCAAAAAGUCCGUCAGAUUGUGGUGAACGCAAGCUCUCCAUGUGGUCAAUUGAGACAAGAGAUCCAGGGGUCCCUCAGUGCGGAUUCAGACUUUAUUUUCCAAGCAUUUGAUGGAGCCUCUGACCUCUUCUGUGACUAUCAAGCAGAAAUCGGGGCACUAUUCCCGGAAUGUGGAAUCAAACAUGUGUUAAUCUACAACUUUCCACAAGUUUUUCUCGGUUGGGGGAAACCUGGAACGGCCGGCGACCCACUCAAUAACAGUAACUACAAUUGGACAGCAGCCGAUGGCUAUGUGAACUAUGUCGUGUCAAAUGGCGCAAAGGCAAUCAUCCAAUUUCAACCGGACAAUGGCACCAACCCGAACAUCACAUCACCAGAAGAUUUGGGCAAGAUUGCGUACAUGAUCACUGACCGAUACCUGAAUGGUGCCUACGACUCUGGGUUCUCCGACGCUAUCGAGCUCUUUGAAUUCUAUCCCGAGACUGAUCUGCUCAACUCUCCAACAAUCGAGUCACAAUACCAGCAUAUGUUCGCCUAUUUCAGCAAUUUCAAUCACGGGGUGGCCAAUGCCAGGUUUGAUGCCCAUUUGAGGGUUUAUCGAAGAGAAGCUGACCGCUCUCAAGUUCUUCUAGAGUUGGGGUAUCCGACGAAGCACAACUACUCGGUAAGACGAACGAAAAUAACAAAACAAAACACCUUGCAUAGUGCUUUCCGCGAUAAAAACGGCUUACACCUGCAGACAUUUGAUCCCUUCAUCGUCCAAUUCUACAAAGAUUGUGUGGACCGAAAUGUCCCCAUCAAGGCUGCCACUUUUCACUUUGUAAAUUUGUGGUUCAGCUUUAAUCCCUACGAUAUCAAGACGAUAACGGACAAGUUUCGAAACGAUAUUCUCAUACCAGCUGGACUUCCCGACCUCGAAAUUUGGGCUACGCACUCGGGAUGGUCAACGUCGGUGUCCCCCAGGACUUUCAGCUCGCAAGAGGCUCUCAAUUUAUACCGAGAUCCACAGUUCUUCUCAGCCUUCAACAUCGGAGUUUUGAUGUAUGCCCAAGAUACCUCCGUUGAGCAUACCAUUCUCUAUCCUGGUUUGAGCUACGGUGGCUGGGGUGCUGGUGGCUUCUGGUACCAGGGAUUUUUCAAUAAGUCCGCAGAAGACCAGCCCAUCCCUCGAAAUGUCGCCAAAGCUUGGGUGAACUAUAUCAACUUUCUGAACCGGACGCCUAACCGGCUUGAAGUUAGUGGCGGUAGUUCGGAUGGUUUCGCAGUUCUGGCAGGCCGUUCAAAUGAUACGCACCAGAUUCAAGUCUUUUUGAACAACUAUCAACUAGACUACACGGUUCCCCAAGAAAUCCUACCCUACCUAAACUCAUCUACAUUGGCGUAUCUUCCUGUAAAGCCCGACGGAUUGAUCAAUGGUGAUCAGGUCUGUUUUGCGGAUGGCAAUCAACUUUUCCUGUUCCCAUCUUGUGUUACGUUCGCUCCGGUCUCCCAGCGCAACAACACCAGCAAUACCUACCGACUCCGGGUUAGUGACCUGCCUUGGAACUCCACCACUCGCUACUACAUUGAUAUUCUUCGGGUUGGCGGGAGUAACGCGACGACCCUAGAAUUCACGCGUGAGGGCCAGGGAAGUAACCUCGACAUUACGCUCGACUUCCCAGCAAAUGCACAGGACCUGAUCACCAUCACUAAGGCCUAA